Haliotis rufescens (red abalone) is the source of this 1617-nucleotide messenger RNA. RefSeq lists its product as uncharacterized. The record is from RefSeq and is a predicted model, not a curated record. NCBI's taxonomy places the organism in Eukaryota, Metazoa, Mollusca, Gastropoda, Lepetellida, Haliotidae. The transcript has 2 exons. The coding region runs from base 49 to 1617 and encodes 522 amino acids.
GGUCGCUAAGACACAGAAUUCAGACAAGCUGGGGUCAGUGCUUGAAACAUGUUCCUGGUCAGGGCCCUCCUUGUGUUGUUGGUUUCGGACGAGAGCCUGCGUUCUGCAUCUCAUGCAGAGUUGACUGACCCGGUCAAGACUGUUGGAGAAAUAACAACAGUUAAUACGACAGGAUUUAGUUUCACAGACCCUACAUAUACAAAAAUGACAAUGAGAAAAGAAACCGCGAGCAGAUCAGGAGAGGCUACAUCAUCUGACACUACCACUGUCGCGAUGAUGCAAACUUCAGACAAGGCUACCAGACAUCAUACACCCAUUUCUGAUACUAAAACGUUACAACAGACAAAAUCGGCUGGCCCAGAUUCCGCAACACCGCCUACCAUGACCACAAAGCAGCAAGAACCAUCUGCAACGUAUAUGACGGUUAAUUAUGUUCUACCUACACCACCGCCUUUGAAAGUCAGAAAGCUAAAUGCGUUUGACACAGCAUCUCGCUUAUUCCGUGAGUUCCCGUCACAGGUAGUAGCCUCGGAAUCUGAGUACUGUGGAAAGACCUGUCACUUCAAGUACAAAAACAAGCGUACUUCUCUGCGCCCAUCUUGUGAAACAUGUCGAUGUGACGGCGACUGUGUCCUGUAUGAUGACUGUUGUCCGGAUUUCGUUAUUCUUGGGAAUCAGACCACUGUGGCAGCUCCAUACAGUUGUGAGAAUACAAGUCCGGAUUUUCUUGAACAAACAUCAGAUUGGUAUUACAUGAUUAGAUCCUGCGCUGACACCCCCACACCAGGUCUUGUACAAGAAUGCCUUGAUCAACACUCAAAAGACUGGGAGCACCAGGUUCCGGUUGAGGACGCCAGGACAGGAGAUCUCUACAGGAACAAAUUUUGUGCCUUGUGCAACAAUGUGACACUUUUUAACAACUGGGACACCCAAAUAAAAUGCUCAUUAUAUCCAAGCGGUUUCAAAGAGGCCAAAUCAGCAGAAGAAACUUACAAUAUUGCUCUAGAGGCUUCGAUUUGUUAUAUCAAAUUUCUACCCACAUCUCAUACUGUUCUCAGACCUUGUAACUAUCGUGAGGAAAGUGUCAUUUCUUCAUGCAACGUCACUGGGCAAUGGGAGGUUUAUGACAAAAGGGUGAUCGAAGCCUGCGAGAGAUUUACACAUGUUGUGAAUGGAAAGUACCGCAAUGUAUUUUGUUACCUUUGCAAUACAAAUGAUGAUUGGCGUUACAUCCUAAAUGAAUACGUGUUGCAACCCGCGGUCGUUGACAGUGUUGGUCUUACCUCACUGUUGAACUUUCGGCAAAAGACGUUGGAAGUGUUCGAACCAAGGAAGAAUGGUUGUGGAAGGAAACAGUUGUACGACAACAUUAUUAUCAUGGACGGUCAGCCCUACCUUCUAUUCAGCAACGGGGAAGACAAUAAAAUUCUAGCGUUCUCAACACAACAUCAACUGGAGACACUUCAGUCAGACGAGACAAUCUACAGGGAUGGAACAUUCAGUUCCUGUCCUGCACUCCGGGAUCAAGUCUCUAUCCUGCAUGCCAGAUGUGGAUUUGUAAACUACCCUCUUGCGUUUACCCUGUUACCAGAUCGCCAGAUGAUACCAUACCAUUGA